This is a messenger RNA of Anoplopoma fimbria (sablefish), 2274 nucleotides long. RefSeq names its product calpain, small subunit 1 a (gene capns1a). Gene Ontology annotation, molecular function: calcium ion binding. The coding region runs from base 135 to 785 and encodes 216 amino acids. Lineage: Eukaryota; Metazoa; Chordata; Actinopteri; Perciformes; Anoplopomatidae. The record is from RefSeq and is a predicted model, not a curated record. The transcript is spliced from 11 exons.
GACAUCCUCUUGCGUCGCAGUGCCUCUCUGUAGUGCUAGUUGGGGCGUGUUGACGGACCAUCCUGCAAACUGAGUUUAUAACAACUCACGAACCAGCCGAGUAUCCUGCUCAACUCACCUCACGUUAAAGGAAGAUGUUUUUUGCCAAGAAAUUACUCGGUGGCAUCAUCGAUGCUGUCAGCAACAUCGACCCAAACCAGUUUGUGCCUUCUGACCCGCCUCCACCACGCAGGCCAACUGUAUAUGCCGAGCAGCAUGAGAGUGAUGAGGAGAAACAGUUCCGUAGAGUCUUCCAGCAGCUCGCUGGAGAGGACAUGGAAGUGAGCCCGCCAGAGCUGUUGGACAUCCUCAACAGAAUCAUCGGAAAGCAUGGAGACCUGAAGACAGAUGGCUUCAGCAUUGAGUCUUGUAGGAGCAUGGUGGCAGUCAUGGAUAGUGACAGCACUGGAAAACUCGGCUUUCAUGAAUUCAAACAGCUCUGGAACAAUAUAAAGAAAUGGCAGGGAGUGUACAAAACCUAUGACACAGAUGGCUCCGGUGUCAUCGGUGCAGAUGAGUUGCCCAACGCCUUCAGAGCAGCUGGCUUCCCCCUCAAUGACCAGCUGUUCGACAUGAUAAUCCGCAGAUACAGCGAUGAAGCGGGCAACAUGGAUUUUGACAACUACAUCGGCUGCCUUGUGAGGCUGGAUGCCAUGUGCCGUGCCUUCAAAUGCCUGGAUAAGGAUAACAACGGGACUAUCAAAGUCAAUGUUCAGGAGUGGCUUCAGUUGACCAUGUACUCUUGAGUCCAGACGACGUCGCCCCUUCUGCUUUGAACCACUUCUUUUGUUAGCACAAAAUAUUUUCUCAACCAACCCUACAACCCCCUUUUAUUCAGCAAAUCCCUUUUGUGUGCAGGUUUAUUUUUGAAUGUUAAUGCAAGUGAAGUGGGAUUGUUCACUGUUUCAGUGAACUUAUACUUAGAACUGUAUACUAAAUUAUACAGAAUUUAUACUGAAUUAGCAACCCAUAAAAGAACAAACCUACACUCACAAUGGUACAAUCGGGUGCAUAAAUACGAUAGGAUGUCGAAUUGGUGUCAUUUGGUCUGCUUGUUUGGCAUUUUGCUUUUGAUCUUCUUCAGGCCUGAGAGGAGGCAGGCCAACAUCAAGAUGUUUUCUACACAGUGAAAAUUUUAAAAACUUAAUGUGAAAAAGCAGAAAACUCCUGUUUGUGUGUGGCUGUGGCUGGUUUUACAAAGAUUGUAUGUUAAGAGGGAUCUGUGGUGGUUGGCCAAAACAAAAUGCGGAUAUUCCAGUUUUCUGUUGGAGUGAACAGAAGUUAACAGUGCGAAGCUGUAGCUGUUUGUCGUUUGAACGGCCACCCACACAGUAGGUUCCACUUAUUUUACCUAGUUAUAUCCUUCUCAGAACUAUGUGGGCGUGUACAGAUGAUUGAUUGACAUCUACGUGUCUGCUGUUAUUUUUCUCCUCAUACCUUAGCACAUGGAUUUAAGUGACCGCGCCAAUUCUUAGAAAAGCUCCACCCAACUUCAACCUAAGCAGAGUGACUGUGACUAGAAAAACCUGUCAGGAUGUGCAGGAGCCUCUAAGAGUGUUAAUGUACUGCAAACAGCAAAUCACUCCUUACAGUUUAAAGGCUCAGCACGCAGCACGUUUUCAGGUGUUAAGGCUGAAUAGACACAUUCAUCAGGUGGAGCUAUUCUGAGAAUUACUCGAGCUCAUGCAAAUCCCUUCAUUCAUGAGAAUCACAAGGGUGUAAGUUGCCCCUACCCAACUGGUGUAACAACACAAACAGGAUCGUCAAUCAGUGUGCAGCUCAGAGAAAAGGGUCUAAAUUGGGGUAAAAUUAGGUUAAAAGGUAUGGAUGGACCAUGUCUUUGCAGAGACUUUCAUAUAUACAAAUCUAGAGCUUUGUAAAGUUAUACAUGUAUCUAAAGUGUCACUAUUUGUUUAGUCUGACUCAGAUGCAGAGUUAAAGCCAGUUAUUGGCUGCGGAUUUCAUGCAAUAUUCUCCUGCUCUUCCGCAGUCUAUGCCAUCUAUCGUCGCUGCGUCUUUUGCUUAGCACUGCCCAUGAGAAUUGUAAAAAGUUUAUUUUCAAAAAAAAAUUGCCCCUUUGGCAGAAUGGUAAUGUGUGGAGCUAGGCCCUUCUUUAGCGCAAUGUACUAUUUGUUAGACCACAGUCAUAUUCAUAAUCCUUGUUAGACCCGCCCCAAGCCUCACUGGAGAUUCUUUUUCACCAAAACAACAACGUCGACAGCAUUUUAUUUAAAG